Messenger RNA from Syzygium oleosum, 741 nucleotides. RefSeq names its product heavy metal-associated isoprenylated plant protein 21. The transcript is spliced from 3 exons. Lineage: Eukaryota; Viridiplantae; Streptophyta; Magnoliopsida; Myrtales; Myrtaceae. The record is from RefSeq and is a predicted model, not a curated record. Gene Ontology annotation, molecular function: metal ion binding. Bases 112 to 558 code for a protein of 148 amino acids.
ACCCAUUUCUCAAAGCGUAUAGGAAUAUGAGUUAGAGCUUCUCCUCUCUCUCUCUCUCUCUCAGUUUUUGGAGAAAGCUUUGUGGUAAAGGGAAAGAGGAGGAGGACGAAGAUGGGGGCACUCGAUUACCUAUCAAACUUUUGCAUUGUCACCAGCACCAGAAGCAAACGCAAACCAAUGCAGACAGUGGAGAUCAAGGUUAAAAUGGACUGCGAUGGCUGCGAGAGAAGAGUCAAGAAUGCUGUUACCACCAUGAGAGGCGUAAAAUCCGUGGAGGUAUACCGGAAACAAAGCCGAGUGAAAGUGAGCGGCUACGUCGACCCAAACAAGGUGUUGAAGAGGAUCAAGAGAACUGGCAAAACAGCCGAGUUCUGGCCUUACAUCCCGCAGCACCUGGUUUACUACCCUUACGCCGCACAGGUCUAUGACAAGAGAGCACCAGCUGGGUACGUCCGCAACGUCGUGCAGGCCUUCGCGAGCAGCUCAAAUGCCGUGCCAGAGGAGAGAAUCAUCUCCAUGUUCAGCGACGACAAUGUUAAUGCAUGCUCUAUCAUGUAAUAAUUGUCAGUUACGUACUACAUGCGAUUUUAAUUAUAUUGCAUGGUUUGGUUCAUAUAUAUGAGAACUAAUGUUGUUGUGGGUGUGCGCGUGUGUAUCACUGCGGCAAGAUUAACAGGAUGGAAAUCACUGAGUUGGAUUUAAUGUAUCAGAUGUAAUGUCAGCCAUGGCUGAUUUUUAUAA